This is a messenger RNA of Dioscorea cayenensis subsp. rotundata (Guinea yam), 1809 nucleotides long. RefSeq names its product disease resistance RPP13-like protein 4. The coding region runs from base 1 to 1809 and encodes 602 amino acids. The transcript has a single exon. Lineage: Eukaryota; Viridiplantae; Streptophyta; Magnoliopsida; Dioscoreales; Dioscoreaceae. The record is from RefSeq and is a predicted model, not a curated record.
AUGACUGCCUAUGUGUGUCCCCUGUUGAAGCAAUUGCAGGAGGCCAAACGUUUAUCCGCUAAGCAUAAGUGGAAAAGACCCAUGUUCAUGGAUAACAUGUUGAAGAAGAUGGAGAGAGAGCUUAUGUUCAUAAAUGACAUCUUCCGUAGGUUGGAGAGAUGGGAGAAUGAUGUCAAGGAAGCACUCAGUGUUCUAGCGAGGUUCCUGGAUGAUAUGUUGGAUGAUGGUUGCUAUGAAACCAGAGGACUUGAAUUCCAGCUUCAAAGCAUCGACUGCAAGAUCUCAGACUUGAAAGAGCAUGUGACUCCUCCUCUCCGUCUACCACCGUUGGCAACUGAUGAAUCAAUACCAUCCUCCUUGUCAAAAACAGAUGCUUUGCAGGAAUUUGCAUUCGUUGGUAGAAAUCCAGGACUUCCUCUUCAUGUUUCUUAUGUGUGGCAGAAGUAUGAGAAGAUGAGGCCUCAACUUAGAGAAUGCUUGCUUACUCUGGUUAUCUUCCCCAAAGUUUCAGUCAUAAAGAAGAGUUUGAUGAGCUACUGGUGGAUUGGUGAAGGGAUUGUGAAGGAUGACAAGAGUGGAGAAUUGUGCUUUCAAGAGCUUAUCAAUGAAGGUCUCAUCACACCCAUAUAUAAAGCUCACAACUUGGUGGCAGACCGCUGCAUGAUGCCACUCUGGGUACGAGAUGAGCUAAGUUUCAUUGCUAUGAUGGUGGAUGCCUUCAGCUAUGGAAGCCCAGGUUUGCCAUCAUCACUUCUAGCUUCAUCUUCUCGUGCAGUGCUUGUGCAAGGAUCAGAAGAACCAGAACAAUCAAUAGCUGUGAGUCCUAGGUUCAAUCCGAACAAAUUUCAAACAUGUUUCAAUGCCAACCAACGGAACUUGGUAUUCGGAAAGGAGUUCAUUUUGAUGAGGAAUGCUGCUGUUCUGCAGCUUGGGAGGUGGCAGAGCUCUGCUCUCGAGCAUCACAUUGAAGUGAAGAACACCAAAUUCUUGGAGUGGUUGGAGUUCUUCAAGAAUUUGAGGUAUCUCAGUCUCCGAGGUAUUUCAAGAAUGACAGAGCUUCCAGGUUCAAUUGGCGAGCUUGCCAACUUGAAGAUCCUGGACCUUCAGGGAUGCCAAAGAUUGGAGAAAUUACCAGUGGGGAUCACCAAGCUCAAGAGCCUGACGCACUUGGAUUUGUCCGAGUGUUGCUUGCUGGAACACAUGCCAAAGGGGCUUGGCUCACUCCCAGAACUGCAAGUGCUGAAAGGCUUCGUCAUUAACAAAGAUCAAGUUUGCCAGCUCCAAGAACUGGCCAAGCUGGAGAAGCUGAGGAAACUGGAUAUCAACAUUAAAAGAGAAGCCAUGAUUGGAGCAGGGGAGCUCGAUGAACUCUGUAAGUUGACAACUCUACGUUCAUUAAAAUUAACAUGGGAACAGGAUACACCAUUGCCACCAAAGGUGGCAUCCGUAAUGAAUACAGAGCUCGUAUCUCCGCCUCCAAAUCUAGAGAAGUUAGAACUCUGUUGCUUUCCAUUGGUCAGGCCACCGAGUUGGUUGGAUCCCUGCAAGUUAAUGAAGCUGAAGAGACUGUAUAUCUGGGGAGGGAGGCUGCACAAUCUUUGUCUGGGAUCUCAAAAGAAAGAAGCUUAUCAUGUUGAGGUGCUGCGCUUGAAGUUCCUGCAAGAGUGGGACUUGGAAGAGUCUGAACUAUUGAUAGAGUUCCCAUAUUUAACCUUUCUGGAGAUCACCGAGUGCAACAAACUCACAAAUACUUCUCGGUGCUUACACACCAAUAGUGAAACAGAGGAUGGUUCUCUGCUUCCACUGUGA